AUGGAUUUACGGUUGAAGGGAUCGUUAAUGGGGAAUGUUCAGUGGAAUGGAAAUUAUAAUAGGAUAGAAAAAUCUGUGGAAAGUAGUAGUUUUAGAAGUUCGAAAUGAAGUUGGAGGAUUUAAGUAGAGAAGUGAGUGUUGACAAGGUUGCAAUGUAGUACUACAAAAGUCAUUGAGACAAAGUAAAAACGUACUUCAGUAGAAAUGUCGUGUUAAUUAGCUUAAACAGUUCCACGUGUUUCCCCCUUUCAGAAUCGAUUCACUUGAAUCUCGUUUAUGUUGCAGAAAUCAGAAGGACGAGUACAUCUCGCAGAAUGGACAUGUGCGGGGUCUACUUGUCUCAACUGCGAGCGAUGCUCGUGAGGAAUCUCUUGUUGAAGAAGCGCGAGAAGCGGAAGACUACGGCGGAAAUUUUCCUCCCCCUUUGUACCCUAGGAGUGUUGAUAGUAGUAAAAGUAUUACCACCGAAUCCAAAUUAUCCCGCAAUGACAACGCAGAGGCAGGAGGGUGGUAUAUUCGAGACAUUCAAUGGCUACAAGAACAAUACGAUAGCCGUUGUUCCAAACUCAACAGAAACUUUGACCUUUUUAAAUUCGAUGAAUGCCCUAUGGUCAUCAAUGUGGGACUAUCCUGGCAAACUUCCUUUAAAUUUCAUGGUGUUUGAUACUAAGGAUGAUCUGCAAGCGGCGUAUUGGAGAGAUCCAUAUAGUGUACCUUUAGCAGUAAUCUUCGAGGAUCCUGAACCUAUAUCUCAGCGUCUCUUGUAUGAAAUAAGAACUAAUCCAUCAUAUACGAAUCCACCUUCACCGACUGAAUUAUAUUCCGCCCCAGUUACUUGCCGAAAAGAUACGAGCCACUGGUUGGGUGGUGUAUUGUCAAUAGAGACUGGUGGAUCAUGUCCUGUGAAUAAUUAUUUGCACUCGGGUUUCUUGGCAUUACAAAUGAUAAUGGAUAUCACAAAGAUAAAAACUGGAUGCUGGCCUUUAGAGUUGUUAUACCUCUUUUUAUGGUCCUGGCUCUUUCGCAAUUUGUCACUUAUCUUCUGAUCCUGAUAGUCGGUGAGAAAGAGAAAAAGAUCAAAGAAGGAAUGAAGAUAAUGGGCCUAAAAGAUUCGAUAUUCUGGUUAUCGUGGUUCAUUAUCUACAGCGUUUUUGUCUUAUUGCUCUCUGCUGUUGGAGUAAUACUACUUUUUACACUACAAAUGUUUCAACACACACACUUUUUACCAAUAUUCCUUUUGGUAGUGCUCUAUAGUUUCUCCAUAAUCAUGUUCGCUUUUAUGAUAACACCUUUCUUCGAUAAAUCACGAACUGCCGGUGUGCUUGGCAAUUUCGCAGUUACGAUAAUGAGCUUGAUGUACUUUAUUCAAGUCUUUAUAAAUGACUCUAGCUCAGUCCCGUUUUGGUUAGUCUCUCUUCUUAGUCCAACUGGCGUUGCUUUGGCUAUGGAUAAGGCUCUUGUAUUAGAUCUACAAGGAGAAGGAGUCAACUUUGACAAUCUUUGGUCAGGUCCUGGUAUACCAUUUGGGGGGAGUCUUAUUAUGAUGACUUUAGACAUAAUUCUUUAUGCUUGCUUAGCUUACUAUUUUGACUCUGUUAUACCAAGUACCGUCAUCAAAUGGUGAGUCAAAUUCUUUCAUCCCUGGUGAAGAAACUAACCGUGACGUUGAACCUGUGGUCCGUGAAAUGAAGGGUCGUGAAGCAAUUAGAAUAGUCGAUCUUUACAAAUCUUAUCAGAAAUGUCGUAAAGCAGAAAUUAAAGCCGUGAAUGGUAUUAAUUUAACUAUUUACGAGGGUCAAAUUACGGCAAUACUUGGACACAACGGAGCUGGCAAAACAAGUCUUUUCAAUAUAUUAACUGGCCUGACCGCACCUACUGCUGGCACUGCCUUAAUAUUUGGUUAUGAUGUUCGAGAUUCCAAUGAUAUGCAGAUGAUUAGAAGUAUGACUGGUGUUUGUCCACAACAUGACAUCCUUUUCGAUCUCCUCACACCUCGCGAGCAUCUUGAAUUCUUCGCUGCUGUACGUGGCAUCCCAAAAUCAAUGAUUGAACACGAGGUAAAAAAGACUUUGAAAGAUAUUGAUUUAACUGAGAAAGCAGAUACUUUUGCAAAAUAUUUGAGCGGGGGACAAAAAAGAAAAUUGUCUGUAGGUAUCGCCAUUAUCGGUGAUCCGAAGAUUAUUAUCCUCGAUGAACCAACAGCUGGAGUUGAUCCCUACUCUAGGAGACAGAUGUGGUCUUUCUUACAAUCUAGACGUCACGGAAAAGUGAUUCUAUUGACGACCCAUUUUAUGGAUGAAGCAGAUAUAUUAGCUGAUAGGAAAGCGGUUAUUAGCAAAGGAAAGCUGAGAUGCUGUGGCAGUUCUUUGUUCUUAAAAAAUAAAUUUGGCAUCGGAUAUCAUUUAACGUUAGUACUUGAAGGAAAUGUGAGAGAACACGCUAUUACCAGAUUAGUAAUAUCUCACGUCUCAAAGGCAGAAAAGGCAAGACGUCAUGGACGUGAACUGAGUUUUAUUUUACCUCACAAUUCAGUGGAAAGCUUCGCACCACUUUUCUCAGCUAUAGAACAUGAGAUCAAAACCCGAUCAAGUAGAUUAGGCAUUAGUAGUUAUGGAGUAUCAAUGACUACUUUAGAAGAAGUAUUUCUGCAUUUAGAAAAAGAUGAAGGCCCCGAGUAUACUAUGGAUAAUUUAUCAAAGAAAAUGGUGCGCAAUCGUGCAUUAAGUAGGUCUUUAUCAUUACAAUCUAAGAGUACUUCUUAUCAGAGUUUGCAGAACGAAGGUGUUACUGUCCAGAAUGAUGGUCAAGCAAAAGAGGCAGGGGAUUUACCGGAUGGCGUUCAUAAUGAUAGAAAUCCUCCUGUUCUUGGCCUUGGAUUAGACCCCAUAAAAAUUCGGCCUAACUUCCUCCAAACCUUAUACGCUAUGCUUCGCCUAAGGAUACUCAGACUCUUUAGGAACAUUCAGUUAUUGUACUUCACUAUCGUUGCGCCUCUUUUUCUAGUAGUUGUUGGCCUCCAUUUAAAUAGCAUUCAAACAGUUGAGGUCAAGAUGCAUUCUCUUAAAUUGAAUACUGAUACUUACGGAAAUGAGACCAAAAUUUUGUAUGCGAAUAAUACCGAUCACGAUAUCACAGAUUUAAUCGAUGGAAUAAGUCAAAAUGUAAAGCACAUUGAAGAAUAUUCUGGAAAUUUUGCAAAUUUGUUAAAAAUUGCACCACAUAUAGCUGCUUUUAAUAUCACUGAGUAUAGUCUAUCUAGAAUCAAUUUAACUGUCACAUAUAACGACACCAUCCAACAUUCCCUACCAAUCUUAAUAAACUUGUUAUCAAACACUUAUUACAGAUUGAUCUCAAAUAAAGAUACAAAACCAAUUGAAGUUAAGACACAUCCUUUUCAGCAAACUUCUCAACCACAAGAAUUCAAUAUUGGCACAGCGAGUUCCGCUUUGUUUAUUGGAAUGAAUUUUGUAUUGUUACCAAUAACUUUAGUUGUAGAUAUGGUCUACGAUCGUGAAAUAAAAGCGAAGAAUCAGCUUCGUGUCAAUGGUCUGUCUUUUUCUAUGUACUUUCUGACGUACUUUAUUGUACUUGUCGGCCUGAUGACUUUCAUUUGUUUAUGUAUUCUUGGCAUCAUAUUUCUCUUUGACGUGCCUUCGCUUCAAGAAAUACCAGCUCUUAUUACUUUAGGUGGUCUUUUGAUGCUUUAUUGUCCAUCAUCCAUUCUAUUCUCGACAUGUUUGAGUUAUAUCUUUGAUAAGAUGGAUUCUGCUCAAAGUAUUUUGCCCAAUAUUGCAACUUUUAUUGGGCUUAUUCCGUUUAUACUAGUCACAAUUCUUGAUAUGCUGGGCCUUAGUGGAACAGCAGCGUUCAUUCUACAUGUAAUUUUUUCUUUACUCAACACAUUGUACGUACCAUAUGCUGCAGUGUAUUAUGUAGAAAGAGUGCAUCUAAUGUGCUCUAUUAAUGCUGCUUGCCAUCAUUUAACUAUGUCUGAUUAUUUAACCACGGAAAUCAUUUUAAUGGCCUUUGGCGUGCUUCUGCACUGCCCGGUGUGGUUUUUCGUGCUUUUACUGUUAGACAUUAAGAAGAGUGGUGGUAAUGUUAGCGAUGUAUUGAAGCAUUUUCUGCGUAAUGGCGGAUCGAUCGGUGAGGAAAUAAUGGAAAACUCUGACGUUGGUGAGCACGAAGAUGCAGACGUUAAAGCAGAAAAGCAGAAAGUCUUUAAUCUAAUUAGUUCAUCAUCCGUUCAAGAACCGCCUGUAGUUCUAGUACAGAAUUUGAGAAAAGAAUAUCGACAAAAAGAUACAGGAUCAUGCAGUUGUUGUUCAAAACAAGAUGAAGAAGCUAGUCAAAUACAACGAAAAGUUGCUGUAAGAAACCUUUCGUUAGCAGUUGAACCAGGAGAAGUAUUCGGUUUAUUGGGUCACAGCGGUGCUGGCAAAACGACAACAAUGAAGAUUAUUAUAGCUGAAGAAGCAGCUACUCGAGGCAGAGUGCAGAUCGGUGGUCAUAAUAUUAAUUCAAGUAUGACGGAAGCUUUCAAACAAAUGGGAUAUUGUCCCCAACAUGAUGCUCAAUGGAAGAAUAUUACUGUUAGGGAACACUUAGAAUGUUAUGCCGCCAUUCGUGGUGUACCAUGGGGUGAUAUCAGCAGAAUCGUGGAUUUAUAUCUUACUGGUUUGCAAAUUCACGAACACGCCGACAAACAAACUCAAGAAUGUUCGGGUGGAACUAGAAGGAAACUUAGUUUUGCCAUGGCAAUGAUCGGAGGUCCAAAAGUUGUUUUAAUGGAUGAACCUAGUGCAGGAAUGGAUCCUAGGUCAAAAAGGUUUUUGUGGGAUACAAUUCUUGCUAGUUUUCAGGGUGGUAGAGGAGCAAUUUUAACCACUCAUUCAAUGGAAGAAGCUGACGCUCUCUGUUCUAGAGUGGGUAUAAUGGUGAAAGGAGAGUUAAGAUGCGUUGGCUCUACUCAACAUCUCAAGAAUUUAUACGGCGCAGGCUAUACCCUCGAAAUGAAACUCUUAGGCGGUGACUGUACACCAACGACACCCUCCGGUGAUAGAAUUACUAGUUUGAAAGAAUUUGUUUCCAGUCUUUUUCCAGAUGCAACUCUCGAAGAAAGUUUUGCCGACAGAUUAGUUUUUGCUGUUCCUCAACAUGCAGUCAACUCGCUGGCCGAGUGUUUUACGCAGUUGGAGAAAGCCAAGCUCGAGUUAGAUAUCGAAGAAUACAGUUUUAGCCAAACUACUUUGGAGCAAGUUUUCCUUAAAUUUUCCCACUAUGACGAAUCUAAUUCGGGAGAAUGAUGACUCACACAAAUGAGUGUAUUUAUUCCCAUGUGUUGUAUAGUGAAAUACUCAUGGAACUGCUCAACUUGUGCAAAAAGUGUAAAAAAUGUUAUUCUUGGAAGAAGUGAUUUGUUCUUUAAUGUUCUCACAUACUAUUGAAAAUCACGAAGACAGAAACGAUUUCUGCAUCAAUCUAAAAUAUCAAGCAUAUUCUAAUAGUUACGUGAAAAGACUUUAUAUUAUCUUUGGAUGCAAACUUUGAAGAUUACCGAUCCUAUUUUGAUCCUCGAGGAUUCCGUGAGUGAAAGAAAACGUAUUUUUACGAUAUACAUCGAUCGACCUAAUCGCUAAAAAAAAUUAGAUUUUUUUUUUUUGAGCCGGUGUAUCGUAUUGUUACGUUCAUCAGAAUUAAACAGUGACUUCCUAACUAUUGAAAUGGACAUAUGUGUAAAAUUAAUCGAGCUGUAAAUAGUGGAAAGCUGUGAACGAUUUAUUCGGUUCAGUCUGCAAGGAAAAGGAAUAACAAUACUACUUAAACAGUAAUAUUCAUAAUUUUGAAAUUAUAUUGUAACAUAGUCUAUUAUUCGAUUCCUACGGAUAUUACGAAUAGGUCUCAUAAUUAAUAUUGCUGUGGAAUUGGAACGUUAUUAUCAUCAUUAUAAGAAUAAUAUUAAAUAUUGACAGGAAACGAAACAAGAAUCCAAGGAUCAAUAUUAAAUUCUUUUUAAAUGCAGUGAAUUUAAUGAAUUACCUAUCUACAUUGAUAAACGUAGAAACACAACACCUGUAUAUUCAUUUUAGUGAUAUUUAUGAUUACUCGUGGUUAUUUCGAGUAUUGUUAAAAAAAAAAAAUGGCAUCGUUGUUCAGAAAGGGUGCUAUAUCGAGAAAGGCUACGUAAUAUACAAUCGGGCGGUUUGAUUUGAGCAUAAAGUGUGUAGUACGUAUUUAUAAACACUUCUCCAAUUCGCUUAUGGUCUUUACCGAAGCCUUUUGAAUAACAAAAAAAGAAGUUGAUAGGUUGUUAAUCUUGCCUCGGUAGCACGUAAGACGAUAAUUUAAUACAAGACUUCUGUGACAGAAGCAAGCGAAGUAUGAUAGAACAACUUGAAUUCAGUAAAAUAUAUUACAAGAAAUUUUAAAUAGUCCAUGAAUGAUUUCAUAAUUUAUGUUAAGAAAAACACUACAUUAUGACAAAAUUAUUAGUAACUAUCUUUUUAUACAAUUUUUUGUUCAAUGUUAUAAUUUAAUUGUUCACUUUCCAACGUUCUUACUUUUUUAGAAAAUACUUUAUUUUUUACUGCAAAUGCAAAUCUUCAGUAAAUAACAUAGUAUGAUGAAAACGAGUUGAAAAGAAUGAAACUAAACAAAAACAAUAAUUUUUUAUUACAUUACGUAAAGCUGCAAGCAUUAUAUUGAACCCUGUUUAAGAAUGGACUUUAAAAAUAAAUCUAAAAAGAGUUAGAUAUUUUGUUCUGUAUAAUCAAGAGGGCCUGGUAUGCGUUAAGAAUGAUUCAUUGAAAAGGUAAAAAGGAAAAUAUUUAAAAAAAGACUUAGUUAAAAUGUUAGGGAAAAAUAUGCUCUCAAAAUUUUUCAUCGGAGAACAAAUUUUUUUAGAUAUUAUGUGCGUACACUCGAUCUUCCGUAGUAAAAAAAAAAUAAAAAAAAAAUAAAAAAAAAAAUUAAACGGAAGAAACA
This is a messenger RNA of Heterotrigona itama, 6984 nucleotides long. The record is from the annotation of a GenBank genome assembly. Lineage: Eukaryota; Metazoa; Arthropoda; Insecta; Hymenoptera; Apidae.